Salvia hispanica is the source of this 1573-nucleotide messenger RNA. RefSeq names its product calmodulin-binding protein 60 C-like. Gene Ontology annotation, biological process: regulation of salicylic acid biosynthetic process. Gene Ontology annotation, molecular function: calmodulin binding; sequence-specific DNA binding; DNA-binding transcription factor activity. The record is from RefSeq and is a predicted model, not a curated record. NCBI's taxonomy places the organism in Eukaryota, Viridiplantae, Streptophyta, Magnoliopsida, Lamiales, Lamiaceae. Gene Ontology annotation, cellular component: nucleus.
AAAAAAGGCUUGAUUUUGAAAUAACAAAAAAGGCUUGAUUUUCAAGCCAUGUUAAGACCAAUGGAAGAUGAAUAUAUGAAAAUUGUGGAAGAGGAAUUGGAGCUGGCCAAAAGAAGGAUAGAUGCCAGAAUGAAGAGUAGCUGUUGGAAUGAUGCGAGCACGAUGAAGCUGGAGUUUAGGAACAGGAUUGCUCGAAUGAUCUUGACCAGAGAGGAGAUCAAAGGAGAAGGAGAUGUUCCUAUAGAGGUGGCUCUUGUUGAUGAUGUGACAGGAGAUGUUGUAGUUGAUGAACCUGAGGCCUCUGCCAAAGUCGAAUUCUAUCUUCUCAAUGUUUCUGGAGCUGAAGAAUCGAUAGUCCCUCCAGAGGAAGGUAAAAAGGCUAUUCUUGCAGGAAAUGAACCUCUGCAGCUACACAGAGGCGUUGCUAAAAUCAACAACCUCAAGAUCAGAAACAAGGCCACCAAGAUUAAGCCACCCGUGUUCAAGCUAGGCGCCAGGGUUGUUGGUGCUUCUGUUCGUGUCAAGGAAGCCAAGACAGAGGCCUUCACCCUCAAAGAUUUUCGCAUCAAAUAUUUCAAGAAGCACAAGAAUCCAUCUCUAUCUGAUCAAGUAUCGCGUUUGGUGUUUAUUCGCAGAGGUGGUAAGAUCAACGAACGUCUUCAAGACAACAACAUCUACACCGUGGAGGAGUUUCUGAUUCGACUUCUCAUAGAUCCUCAAAGCCUCAAGAGUAUUGUGAAGACCCAAGCAAAGAAGUGGAAGGCCAUUGUGAACAAUGCUCAAGCAUGCCUAAGCAGUGAAAGGGUGUACUGUUACAUAGACCCGAAGCAGAAGACAGGUGUCGUCUUCAACAUUCUAGGACGCGUGCAAGGAUUAUGUUGGGGCAGCCACUACUCUCAGACAAGCACGCUCUCUGAAAAACAUAAGGUUGAUGCUGAGAAACUGUUAGCCUCUGCUUACCAAAACUGGAAUGAAGUGAAGGGCUUCGAUGAUCAGAAUUCUGUCCAACAACAUUUACAUGAGUUAGUUGAAAUGGUGGGGGAAUCGACCUCAGCAAUGAACUCGUGCGGGGAAGAUGUAGUUGAUGAAAUAGACGUUGUAUAUGAUGCUGCGUUGCAAUUACUUCACGCCUGGCCUUGCAGUCCGAGCCUCUUUGAAGGCUUGAGGAGCGAGUCGAAUGGUGAUGAGCCUCGGAUUGUUGAUGGUAGUGGCAAUUCACCAAGAAUGUGGAGAAAAGUGGUGUGUGUAUCCAAAUGGUUAUCUCUGAGGAGAAGAGUGGCCUUGUUGCAUCCUACCCCGACUCCAAAGAAGCAGAGGAUCGUUUAACGACACGUAUUUUAUAUACGAGGCUGGUUAGCUGCCCGGUGAAAACUGUGCGCAGGACGAGUAACAUUUAUACACCACAAAUUUUUUUCUUCUUUUUUAGGCUCCCAAAAUGGGAUUUUUUUUUAUUUUUUUUUUCGGAUUUGGUAAUCCCGAGUUUGGGAAACUAGGCUUUAAAGCCAAGUUUCUUUAAGUUUGAAGUUUAAUGAAUAUCCAAGCAAUACAAACGCAUUGGGCAAAAAUUUAUUUA